Lycium ferocissimum is the source of this 1182-nucleotide messenger RNA. RefSeq names its product F-box protein At3g07870-like. The record is from RefSeq and is a predicted model, not a curated record. NCBI's taxonomy places the organism in Eukaryota, Viridiplantae, Streptophyta, Magnoliopsida, Solanales, Solanaceae. The transcript has 2 exons. Gene Ontology annotation, molecular function: protein binding. The coding region runs from base 1 to 1182 and encodes 393 amino acids.
AUGGAAACCAAGCUUUUCGAUGUUCCUAUCACUGUCUCAAACUCAAUGUUAAGUUCCAAAUGUGAUUGCAAACGCAUUAGAAGAAUCAAUGAAGUCACACUUAUGGACUUUACGAGUGUGAUUAUGGUGGAAAUACUUUCAAGAUUGCCAAUGGAGUCCAUUUUCCGUUGUAAGAGUGUUUGCAAACGUUGGUAUAAUCUUUUUGCUGACCCUUUAUUUCUUAAGAUGUAUCACACAAGAUCACCUAAUUUUCCCUGUAUUUUGCUUUCAUUGGACUAUGUCUUGUUACUGCUUGAACUUAGAGCAGAUAAUUAUGAGUAUAAUUAUUGCAUUAUGUUGAACCGUAAGUUUCACCUCCCUCGACCCAGGGACUUGCUUUCAGUUGAUGAUGAUGACAUGUUUGGUUUUAGUUUUAUUGAAAGAAACUUGACAUUAGUUGGUUCAUGUAAUGGGUUCAUUUGUUUGUUGAAUGGCGCGACACAUGAUGAAUAUCAUUCGGUUUGCAUUAGCAAUCCUCUUUUGGGUGAGUAUUUCAAGGUUAGCUGUUGCCCAGUGGGAGAAAGUAUAGAAGUAUCUGAAUUGGAGAUUUAUACUCUUGGAGUUGAUGAUAACAAGUGGAGAAAUGUGGGCAAAGCUCCGAUACCUUUAUGGGGAAAACUAAGCAAUGUUAAUGUCAAUGGUUCUCUUCAUUGGAUGGAUGAUGAAAACAAAAGUGCCAGCAUUUACUCCUUUAAUACCGGGACAGAAGAAGUGAAGUCCCUGCCGACUCCACCUGGUCUAGAAGCUCCAUCCGUGUGGAUGACACUAGCGGAGUUGGGAAAUUGUCUAUGUUUGUCUGUUAAUAGUUCUUUUCAACAUAUGGAUAUAUGGUGGAUGAAAGAGGAUGGAAUAGCUGAAUCUUGGACUAAAGAUCGCAUUUUGAAGGAAUUUAUUCCGCUAGAUAUCCGUCAUGAUAGAUUUAUACCAAUAAUAAUUUGGAACGACGCGGAAAUCUUGAUGCAAAGCGAACGUGGCACACAGCUAGUUUCUUACAACCCAAAAGAGAAGAAGUUUAGGAAGGUCAAUUUAUGUGGUAGUGGCACUGCAGCGACUAGAUACAUUCCAAGCUUGUACUCGCUUCAGACUGUCAUGGGCGACAACUUUGAAGUCUCAAAUGUUUAUCGUAAAACUCGGAGAGUUUAG